Molecule: messenger RNA, 414 nt
Organism: Cooperia oncophora
Lineage: Eukaryota; Metazoa; Nematoda; Chromadorea; Rhabditida; Trichostrongylidae
Source: the annotation of a GenBank genome assembly
AUGGUUGCAAUGAAGCCGGUUGCGAAAAACUCAAAAUCCGUGAAAGGUACGAAGAAGACCAUCAGAAAAAAGAAGGUUCAUCUCAAAUUCAACAUUGAAUGCAAGAAUCCCGCUGAAGAUGGAAUCUUCAAUACCGAAGACUUUGAGACUUUCCUGAACGAGAAGAUAAAAGUGGGAGGAAAAUGCGGUCAACUCGCCAAUUCCGGAGUCAAGGUUGAGGUCAACAAGACCAAAGUCUCCAUCAUUGCUGAUGUACCAUUUUCAAAGCGCUACCUCAAGUACCUCACCAAAAAGUACCUGAAGAAGCACUCUCUUCGUGAUUGGCUCCGUAUUGUCGCCAUUAACAAGAACACAUAUGCGUUGAGAUACUUCCACAUCAACCAAGAUGAGGACGAGGGCAGCGAUAAUGAGUAA